UUUAAGCGUCAAUAAUCCUCAUAAAAUAAUCGCUGUUGGAUGCUCUAGUAAAAAAAACCUUGCCUUCACCUGUAAAACCCUCGCAUCUCCGGACUCUUACCCCGUCGCCGGCGGAAAUUGUUGAAACAUGAAGAUUAGGUUCUGUACUGGCUUUACAAAACAUGGGGUUUUGCUCGUUCAUUCGGAACUACCGGCACUUUUUCCCUUUAAAUCUCGGUUAUUCAAUGAGUCUACUCUUUGCAAGUUGUGUGACCAUAAGAAGAAGAUUGUGAUGAACAUGAGACAACAUGAGACUCCAAUCCGCAAUAGCUGGCAGAAGCUUUGCAUCAGAUUCUAUUGGACUCAUCUUUGUCUAGAGCGGAUAGGUCUCAAUCUGGACGAAAGCGCGGGGCUUUGUCGACCGAGUUUGUUGGAUAUGAAGAUGGAAACGGCUGCUACUUGUGCCAGGGUUUAUGAGUUUUGUGGGACUGGUAUUGUUCCUGGCGAGCUUGAUGGGUUGGAACUUCUUGUGACCGUCGAUGUGAUGAAGGAGCAAGUGGAGUAUCUUCUCAAGUUGGGGCUUACGAUCCAAGAUAUCGACAAUUACCCUCUCGUUAUUGGUUGUAUUGUAACGAAGAACAUGAUCCUGGGGAAAUCAAAUUUCACUGAGUUUCUCAGGAGAUAACCACAGGUUCUUCAAUCUAGUGUUGCUGUAGACCUUGUCCCUGUGGUUAAGUAUCUCCAAGUACAGGAUAUUCAACCAAAGGACAUACGACGACGGGUUCUUGAGAGGUAUCCAGAAGUUCUUGGGUUUAAGCUAGAAGGGACCUUGAGCACGUCUUACCUGGUUGGGACAGGAGUAGCAAAGGGGGAAAUUGGGAAUGUUUUAACUUGAUAUCCUGAAAUUUUGGGAUGCUGAGUAGCUCGAGUAAUUAAGCCCUUACUGGAAUAUCUCGAGAUCUUGGGUAUUCCACAACUGGCUGUAGCUUGAUUGAUAGAGAAUCGGCCUCACAUUCUGGGAUUCAAAUUGGACAAGGCAUUGAAACCAAAUGUGCAAACCCUGCUAGAUUUCAAUGUCAGAGAAACAAUUAUUCCUUCUGUAAUUGCACAGUAACCUGUUAUAAGGGUCGACUUGAAAUCUAAGCUCGAGUCACUAAGGAAGCUACUUUGUUCAGCCCUUGAUCUAGAUCCUGAUGAGUUAGGACGUGUUAUCGAGAGAAUUCCACAGUUUGUUAGUCUCGGUAAUUUGCCUUUGUUAAAGCACAUUGAUUUCCUCAAGGAGUGUGGAUUCUCUGCUGACCAAGUGAGAGAAAUGAUCAUAGGGUGUCGCCAGGUUCUUGCUCUGAAUAUCAGAAUAAUGAGCAACUUUGAAUACUUCCACUUGGAAACGAAAAGACCGCUUCUUGAAGAUCUGGUGGAUUUUCCCGGAUUCUUUACCAUAAAGCCGAGACAGAGAAGGGUUUGCAUAAAGGGAAUCAAAUGUUCAUUGGCCUGUAUGCUCAACUGUUCAGAUGAGAAGUUUGAACAGAUGAUGAACAUUAUGGAUAUGGAAGAAGCAGAAACUGAACCAUCCUCUUUUGAUAUGAAUACACUAACACAGCAAUUGGUAGGAGACAGGAAGAUGUCGAGUAAUGCAGGAAACCUGGCAAAUCGCGGCACAAAGGUUGAAUCUUUUCGACCGGGGAAGGAUCAAAAGACAGUGAACAAGCCUUCACACAGUUUAUUCUGACAAUGAGAUUCAAAGAGAAGUUGAACUUUUUGGUGUGCCAAAGGUUGUUCUAAUGAGCUAUGGAUACAGAAGAAAAAAAAUCCCAUUUCUGUUGAUAUUCGGUUAUGUUCAGAUGAUAGACAAAACACAUUCGUCCAUCCGAUGUUUUAUUUGAUUCAUUGGAGAGAAAAAAAGACCUUGUGAAAGUCGUAAAUUUCAUAGUAAUUUGUGUAUUUUUCGUUAAAUGAC
Molecule: messenger RNA, 1936 nt
Organism: Tarenaya hassleriana
Lineage: Eukaryota; Viridiplantae; Streptophyta; Magnoliopsida; Brassicales; Cleomaceae
Product: transcription termination factor MTERF4, chloroplastic
Biological process (GO): regulation of DNA-templated transcription
Molecular function (GO): double-stranded DNA binding
Source: RefSeq, a predicted model, not a curated record